CACACAGAGCUUGUGCUGGGUCACUGCCUCUCCCAGCUCAAGGCAGAAUCAGGUUCCUGUAAUAGGGAAGAAUUCUGCUGACAAGAGCAUGAGUCCCUUCUUUGUGAUGUCUCUCCUCUUUGGCCUGAUUUUCGGACAAGCAGCAUCACUCUGUGCUCCUUCUGAGUACACAAUCCACGUGGAGAAGCGGGAAUGUGCCUAUUGCCUGGCCAUCAACACCACCAUCUGUGCUGGGUUCUGCAUGACUCGGGACAGCAAUGGCAAGAAGCUGCUGCUCAAGAGUGCUCUGUCCCAGAACGUGUGCACGUACAAGGAGAUGCUGUACAGGACAGCGCUGAUCCCAGGCUGCCCUCACCACACCAUCCCCUACUACUCCUACCCCGUGGCUCUGAGCUGCAAGUGUGGCAAGUGCAACACUGACUACAGUGACUGUGUCCGUGAGAGGGUCAGGACAAACUACUGCACCAAGCCACAGAAGCUCUGUAACCUGUAAAGCUUUCAUUGGGACGGGGUGAAAUGUACUGCUCUGCUCACAGC
This is a messenger RNA of Melospiza melodia melodia, 537 nucleotides long. RefSeq names its product thyroid stimulating hormone subunit beta (gene TSHB). The record is from RefSeq and is a predicted model, not a curated record. The coding region runs from base 89 to 493 and encodes 134 amino acids. Gene Ontology annotation, biological process: G protein-coupled receptor signaling pathway. The transcript has 3 exons. Gene Ontology annotation, molecular function: hormone activity. Lineage: Eukaryota; Metazoa; Chordata; Aves; Passeriformes; Passerellidae. Gene Ontology annotation, cellular component: extracellular region; cytoplasm.